AUGGAACAUGAAAGGAUGAAUCAGAUGGCGUGCAAGUCAACGGGAGGGAAGGCGCCCCGCAAGCAGCUGGCCACCAGGGCGGCCGGCAAGAGCACGCCAGCCAUGGGCAGCGCGAAGAAGUCGCACCGCUACUGGCCCGACACUGUGGCACUGCGUGAGAUCCGCCGCUACCAGGAGUCCACCGAGCUGCGCAUCCGCAAGCUGCAGUUCCAGCAGCUGGUGCGCGAGAUUGUGCAGGACUUCAAGACCGACCUGCACUCCCAGAGCUCGGCCGCCAAGGCACUGGGGGAGGCGUGCGAGGCCUACCAAGUGGGGCUCUUUGAGGACACCAAUCUCAGCACCUUCCCUGCCAUUAUGCCCAAGGACACCCAACUGUCAUGCCGCAUCCGCGGAGAGUGA
Sorex fumeus (smoky shrew) is the source of this 399-nucleotide messenger RNA. Its product is annotated as histone H3.1-like. Gene Ontology annotation, cellular component: nucleosome. Gene Ontology annotation, molecular function: DNA binding; structural constituent of chromatin; protein heterodimerization activity. NCBI's taxonomy places the organism in Eukaryota, Metazoa, Chordata, Mammalia, Eulipotyphla, Soricidae. Bases 1 to 399 code for a protein of 132 amino acids. The record is from RefSeq and is a predicted model, not a curated record. The transcript has 2 exons.